UCAUGGUCCUCUUUGAGAACAAAGGACAAUCAACAGUAAGACUUUGUUCCUCAAGUUCUCAGGGUCUCAGGCUGUAUUCUUGAGGUUGGGGAAGCAGGGGUCUAAGGCCAAAGUCACCCAGCCUUUGCCUGAAGACUAGAUCAGAUAGGUGACUGUAGUUAGGAAAGGAAAACACAUUUGAGGGAGACUGGGACUGUCCUUGGUCCUAAAAUCAGGGCACACCCAGACUGACUCUGGAGAGUGGGAGAUGCAUGGAAAUAAACCCUAAGCAAAUCCCUUUCCCUUUCGGGGCCUUGGUUUCCUCAACAGUAAACUGAGAAAGUUGGCUGACUCCUCAGGGUAUGUUCUGCUUCUUUAGCUUGCCUGAAACCCCUUAAGGGCCCACAGACACAUUGGAUCCUGAAGAACACAGAACACAGGUGGCCCUGAGGCUAUGAGCUUGCUUCUGCUCCCCAGGGGGGAGACUUCAUGGUCUGAGAGGCUGCCCUGGACUGGUCUGUUUGGCAAAGCAUUAGACAGGAAGCCUUACCUCUCUCUGAACCCCAGCAGAACUAAAAGCAACGAUAGGGGAAAGGUGGCAGGAAGUGAGAGGGGAUGGCAGAGUAGCAAAGUAAGCCUGGUGAGCGAUGAGAUGCUGGUCCCUGGAGUUAAGCAGAAGACGGAUGUUAUCAGGGGCUUCUGUUGAGGCACUCGUUAGACAGCGACAGUGGCCGCAACACCUAGGCUGGGCUGGGCCAGUGCGCUCAUUUCCACGGCUAAUGUUGACCAGCUAGCAGGUGACCCACCUGGCAUGACACAGAAGCAGGCACAUCAAAGUCCUGCAAGGCCACACCCGCAUUAGCCCCAGAUUCAUGGAAGAGGCGGGGCCGGGGGCCACCCGUGCACGACUCCCGGUCUCGAAGGCAGCCGCCGUUCGCCAUGGCCGGGAAAACACUCGCCGAGGCGGCCCGACCCGAGGAGGAGGAGGAGGAGGACACAGUGCACCUGCGCGGUAGCGGAGACGAACGGGGCACGGUGCGCCUGCGCAAUGUGGCAGAGCCGCCUCGCGGAGCCGCUGUGCCGGGCUCCCGCCGGGGCUCCCUGCUCGGGACGGUUCUGGCCCCAUCGCGCCGCCCUUCGCUGGCUGCCGCCCCGGGGCUCAGGCCUCGGCGUUCCUCGUUGGGCCUGGCGCUCUCCUCGCUUCCGGGAAACCGACCUCGGCGGGCGCCUGCGCCGGCCUUGGGGGCGUGGCUGAGUCCAGGCCCCGCCCCCGGCGCGCGCUGGGAGGCGGGGCACGCGCAGUGCGCCUUAGAGGCAGUGCUGAGCGGGGCGCUGAACGGCGCGCGCUACUCGGCGGGCGGGGCCGGGGCGCUGGCGCGUGGCCUGUGCGAGCUGGUGCGCAUGCGCAUCCGUGAGCUGCUACCGCCGCGCUACAAGCUGGUGUGCACCGUGGUGGUCGGGCAGCGCGCGGGCCAGGGUAUGCGCGUGGCGAGCCGAGCACUCUGGGACGCCGGCAGCGACGGGCACGCGUCCGCGUCAGUGUGCGCAGGCGCACUCUUCGCCGUGGCCGUGGUGCACGGCGUCUACUGCGAGUGACUGGCGCAGGGCGAGCCCAAUAA
Phascolarctos cinereus (koala) is the source of this 1598-nucleotide messenger RNA. It is a transcript of the gene DYNLT4, whose product is annotated as dynein light chain Tctex-type 4. Gene Ontology annotation, cellular component: cytoplasmic dynein complex; cytoplasm. The record is from RefSeq and is a predicted model, not a curated record. NCBI's taxonomy places the organism in Eukaryota, Metazoa, Chordata, Mammalia, Diprotodontia, Phascolarctidae. Gene Ontology annotation, biological process: microtubule-based movement. Gene Ontology annotation, molecular function: dynein intermediate chain binding.